This is a messenger RNA of Dromiciops gliroides (monito del monte), 411 nucleotides long. Its product is annotated as 40S ribosomal protein S17-like. Gene Ontology annotation, molecular function: structural constituent of ribosome. The coding region runs from base 1 to 411 and encodes 136 amino acids. The transcript is spliced from 2 exons. NCBI's taxonomy places the organism in Eukaryota, Metazoa, Chordata, Mammalia, Microbiotheria, Microbiotheriidae. Gene Ontology annotation, biological process: translation. Gene Ontology annotation, cellular component: ribosome. The record is from RefSeq and is a predicted model, not a curated record.
AUGACAGGGUCGCGUUCGGCCAAGACCGUGAAGAAGGCGGCGCGGGUCAUCAUCGAAAAGUACUACACCCCCUGGGCAACAACUUCCACACCAACAAAGCUUGUGUGCGUGGAGAUCGCCAUCAUUCCCAGCAAGAAGCUCCGCAACAAGAUCGCCAGAUAUGUGACUCAUCUGAUGAAGCGCAUCCAGAGAGGCCCUGUGAGAGGUAUCUCCAUCAAGUUGCAGGAAGGAAAAAGAGAAAGGAGGGGUAACUAUGUCCCUGAGGUCUCUGCGUCAGAUCAGGAGAUCACUGAAGUGGACCCUGAUACCAAAGAAAUGUUCAAACUCCUGGACUUUGGCAGUUUGUCCAACCUGCAAGUUACCCAGCCCACGCUUGGGAUGAACUUCAAAACACCAAGAGGAGCUGUUUAA